AGUUCUUGAGUUUUUGUUCGCAACGUCGUUUGGUUGUCGAGGGACGUCGUGUCGGUUUUUAUCGUCAGUAUUAUUAUGCGCGAUCGUUAUUCCGGUACGGUGCGACAGGAAAUAUGAUAAUCACCCAUAUGGUCUAGGCUGUUUGAUAAUAACAUGCUACUAAUAUAUGAUAAGCUGCGCAAGUCUGCAAGCUUUAAAGUGAGACUCGCCGGGCGAAUAAUCGUCGACGGAUCGUCGAGGGGUUUACGACAGCGAAAAAACGCAGGAGGUGACAUAUGUGUUAUCGUAGAGUAACCUAAGAUCUUUCUGCUUGGUCUUCGCGUUCGCGAGUGUUCCAUUUAUUUUUACAACGGUGUACAACGAGAAUCAGCUAACAUGAUUGGAAUAUAUCGCCUGGGAUUAUAUUUAUUAUUAUUUGAAAGCUGUAUCGGUGAUUAUGCCAGGUGGAACGUACAAUUGUUAUGUCCAGAUUUAUAUCAGCGAGUAUUUACAAGUUAUUUACCUCGUGGAAAUUUGACUGGCGGAACUUACACGAAACAAAUUCACUUGUCCAACUUGCAAGACUGUGCUAUGGCCUGUUGCAAGAAACCCUUGUGUAACGUAGCAUUUAUGUACAAUGGUACAUGCUAUCAUGUAGAAUGCGAGAACUCCAUGGUAUGUGUGCCAUUAUACAGACCUGAAUUGAUAAAUGAUAAUCCACCGAGUAUGGUAUUGGUCAGACCUGUAGAGAGUAACAAAGUAUGGAGUGAUAUAUUGGAUCAAAUCAAUGAAGACAAUGUUGGAACAUUGAGUACAGAUGGCACAGAGCAAGAUCAAGUACUGUUUAACGAAGCAAGCAGAAUCAAUAUUAUCAAUUGUAUAGAUCAUUCAGGUUGCCUAGAUAACGAAAUUUGCGUAAAACAUGGAGAUACCGAUGUUGGAACUUGUCAGUGUCCUUUAGGCUUCAAGCGGAAUAUUGCUGGUACUUGUCUAAUGAUAGAUGAGAUAGACACUGGUGAGCUCGGUGUAACACAACAAAUAAAAGUUCCAACUAUAAAAGAAACCAGCAUGUCAAUUAAACCGACUAUGAAGCAAUUAGUAGUCUCGGCAAUUUUACAACAUUAUAAUUACGUUUGGAGUUUGCUUAGUCAACCGGAGGGACACACUGGAACAAUGACAGAUCAAAAUCGUGGUACUGUUAAAUUAAGCAAUUUAUCAGAAGGCUUGUACACGUUUAAGGUAACUGUAAGCAGUUCAAAUGCUUAUGGAGAAGCUUAUGCCAAUGUCAGCGUUUUACCUCCGAAACGUAUCAAUCAAGCACCAAUUGCCAUAAUUACUCCUGCUUCGCAAAUUGUAAAACUACCAAAUACAGGCGCGGUCUUGGAUGGUUCGAGUAGUAAAGAUGAUGAUCGUGUUAUCUCUUAUCAUUGGGAACUGCAACAAGGUCCAAUUGGAUAUCAGCCUAACCUUGUGGAUACACCCACGCUUCAAUUAAAUAAUCUUAUUGCUGGCAAUUACACAUUCAAAUUAACAGUUGAAGAUUCAAAUCACGUUACAAAUUCGACAAGUGCCAAUAUAACUGUCUUAAAAGUGACCGACUAUCCCCCUAGUGCAAACGCAGGCCAAGAUGUUAUCAUUUAUCUACCUCAAAAUACAUUGACACUUAACGGUAAUUUAAGUACUGACGAUCGAGGAAUAGCCAGUUGGGAGUGGACCAAGAGUCCAUCUGAUCAGAAUAAAGCGGUGGAUAUGCAGAACACAAGAACACCUUACUUACAAUUAUCGAACUUGGAGGAAGGAAUGUAUACAUUUGUACUUAAAGUGACAGACGAUUCUGAACAAUCUUCCACAGCGGAAGUGCAUGUCUUUGUGAAACCUCCAACGAAUAAACCACCAAAAGCUGACGCUGGUGACGAUAUAAGUAUAGCAUUACCGACAACCCGCGCUGUUCUGAAUGGUACAAAAAGUAAGGAUGACAUAAAAAUUGUCUUGUAUCAUUGGGAGCAAGUAAGCGGGCCUAAUAACGCUGAAUUUGCUACAGUUAAUGGAUCCGUCACAAAUAUUACAAAACUAACUAAGGGUGAUUAUGUAUUUAAAUUGACUGUUGUUGAUGAUGAUGGAAACGCAGAUUCGGAUACGGUCAAUGUGAAGGUAACACAAAAUAAAAAUGCACCUCCGAAAGCGAACGCUGGUGGCGAUCAAGUUGUGACGGCACCGAUCAGCGCAUUAAUCAUCAAUGGCUCGCAGUCGAGCGAUGACUUAAGGAUAGGACAAUGGUUGUGGACCAGAGAUCAAUCUAGUCUUGCGAUUGGCACUAUAGUUCAAAAUACGGAUAAAUCACCAGUCUUAAUGCUAACAGAUAUAGUUCCUGGUCGUUAUGUCUUUCGAUUAAAAGUAAUGGAUGAUCAAGGUUUGAGCAGUGAAGACACCGUAUCAGUAAUUGUGAAACCCGAUCCGCAAUUGUUGUAUUUGGUAGAACUAACGCUAAACAUUGGGGCUAGCAUGUUAACUGUUUCACAAAAAAAUUCGUUGGUAGUAAAACUGCAAAUGUUAUUGCGAGACGAAGCUUUGAUUGUCGUGCGAAGUUUGAGAGCGGAACCACACACUGGAAAGGCCGUCUUAAUAUUUUACGUGGAAAAGAAGGGAGGAAAAACAAUAUUACCAAGUCCAGAAGUAGUCAAAAGACUAAAAGAAAAGUUACUACAAGAUUCUGGUCUCUUACAACUAUCGGUUGCUAAUAUAGAUACCGCUGUAUGCCAAAAUAAUUGUUCAGGUCAUGGUGUAUGCGAUCAAGAGACAAGGCAAUGCUUGUGCGAAGCAUUUUGGAUGCAGAAUUUAAUACAAAAGUAUUUUGGUAAUGGAGACUCUAAUUGCGAUUGGAGCAUUUUGUAUGUGAUAAUAGCAUUGCUAUCAUUAGUUAUAUGCUGGGUUGGAUUUAUUUGGGGUCUUGUUUGCUUGUGUCAGAGGAUAUGCGCUGGUAGAAGACGUUUGCUUCGGCCUAAGAAAAAACCACCACGUUAUUCUCUACUACAACCAGAACCAGAAGAUGAAAGCAGUGCAUUUUCAACUCAUAACAAGAUGGUAUUAUCAGAAUCUGACACCGAUUCUGAUGAUGUUUUGUUUGAACACCAUAAGAGUAAAAGCGGUAGCCAUAUAAGAAACGGUAAAUCUCGGAAUGGAUUUAUCAAAGUCGGUCCUCGAGUAAAGACAUGAGAAAUGCAACGAUAGUGAUACAAAGAUAAAUAGCACACAGUUGUGUCAGUUUGGCCAAUCUUUAAAUACUAGUCAUGAAGGUGUCAGUUGACAUAUGUACCUUAUGAAGAAUGGUCGCUUUCAGAAUCGGUAUUGAUAACAAUGUUCUAAGAAGGUAGAUAGACUAAGUAUUGUUUAUAGAUAUACAAUAUUAAUAAUAAUGUCACAUCACUUAAUUCGCCUUAAGUAUUAUUAAUCAAUUUUAUUCUAUACUUAUCAUGUGAUCCUAACUGCGUCAACGAUUACUGACGCGAUAAAAAGCAGCGUCACGUAAUCGUCAACCUAUUUGAGAGCUUGUCUAAGUAUUAUUAUAUGGCCUUAGAAAGUACUUCAAUUAAAAAAUCGAUAUGUAUAAUAAAUAUUG
Molecule: messenger RNA, 3595 nt
Organism: Mycetomoellerius zeteki
Lineage: Eukaryota; Metazoa; Arthropoda; Insecta; Hymenoptera; Formicidae
Product: dyslexia-associated protein KIAA0319
Biological process (GO): neuron migration
Cellular component (GO): cytoplasmic vesicle; membrane
Source: RefSeq, a predicted model, not a curated record